AGCCAGAAGGGCAAUAAAAGGCGCCGAAUCCGAGCACAGAGGCAGAGGGAAAGAGGCAGCGAGUGAAGAGAAGAACUCGGCGUGAUCCAACAAAUCAGAAGCUCAAAGAUGAGCGGAAACACGAAUUUCUACUGCGGGCUCGUGCUCCUGCUCCUGCUCCAAGUUCAAGGCCGACCGAGAUCUGAUGACAGCCUGCAGGCUCUGACCAGACUACUGGAAGAUGAAUAUGGACAGUAUUUCACCUCGGAAGACCUGAACAAUGAAGCGCCAGAAAUGUCGCCAGCCGCUUCCCUUCCUGACCUCAACACUGAACAGUCCGAGACGGAUCUCCCCUGGGACCGGGAAUCCCGAGAGAUCGCCAGCCGGCCCAUCCUCGCGCGGAUCCUGAAAGACCUCAACAACAUCCCCCUCCGGUUUAGAGGCAGAAGCAAAAAAGGACCAUCUCGGGGCUGUUUCGGGGUGAAACUGGAUAGAAUCGGGGCCAUGAGCGGCCUGGGCUGUUAGCGACUUGUUUAGAGGGUCUGACUCCAAGAGCAACACUGCCGGCACCGCCUGCUCAUCGACCUUCCCGCAGACCACUCACUUUUCCAAGUUUUCGCUCCACUCUCUCCGACCGAUGGCGAGUAGCCUCCGACCUGUAGAC
Molecule: messenger RNA, 643 nt
Organism: Hypanus sabinus (Atlantic stingray)
Lineage: Eukaryota; Metazoa; Chordata; Chondrichthyes; Myliobatiformes; Dasyatidae
Product: C-type natriuretic peptide prohormone-like
Exons: 3
Coding region: 109-504 (131 amino acids)
Cellular component (GO): extracellular region
Molecular function (GO): hormone activity; hormone receptor binding
Source: RefSeq, a predicted model, not a curated record